AUGGAACUUAAGUACAAAUUUGAAGAAGGAAAAUUUACAGAAGGUCCAAAUGGAAGAAUAAAUUACUCAUUAUCAUUCCCAAACGUUGAAAAAACAGCAUAUAAUGGCCCUUUGGUAAUUUGUUUUCAUGGAUUACUUAGCUCAAUUUCAUCUUUCAAGAAGUUGGAAACUGAGUGCUUAAAGACAGGGUUAGCAGUAUUGAGAAUAGAUAUGCCUGGCCACGGGCUAUCUUCUUGGAGCUACUUUGGAAGUUUGACUAGCGAUGAUUUUAUUAAUCAAGUGGAUACGGUCCUGAUAAAUUUGGGUUUGGAGAAGUUAUUUUUAUAUUUAGUUGGAAUUUCUAUGGGGGGUUUAAUGACCUUAUACUAUGCAGGGGCUCAUCCUGAGAAAGUACUUAAGGUAGCUUCUCUGUGCCCAGCUUGUUUUUGUAGACCACUUUCAACAUUGCAAAAAAUGGUUGUAAAGAAUAUUCCAGGAGUUUUCAGAUUCUUUGAGAACUCACUUCCAUUGUACUUGUUCGUUACUAGAGAUGGCAUAUUAGAUGAUUACUAUGAUCCUGAAAAGAUCAAUCCAGAAGCUAUUGAUUUAAGAUAUUUUAGGCACAGAUAUUAUGGAAGACAACUAAGAUCAACUUUUGGCAGAGUAGUAACAGGCUUUGAUUUCUGGGAAAAUGACCAAGCUCUUAAGGUAUUUAUGGAUAAAUACAUUUCAAUAAGGGGAGUUACCGGUGUAUGCUUUUUUCUAGGUUUGCAUGAUGAGAUGGUUCCUACUGACAUUAUAAUUCCAAAACUCAAAAACACAAUACCAAAAGCAAGAGCGAUAAUUUAUCAAAAUUGUAAACAUCAGCUCUUAGAAGAGGGUAAUAACAUUAUUAAUGAUAUAGUUAAUUAUUUUUAUUCUAAUUCAGAGUCUGAAUACUGCAAGAUCGGUUUAGCAAUAGAUUCUAUUAGAAUUCAAGAUAACGUUCAAAAAUAA
Messenger RNA from Cryptosporidium ubiquitum, 975 nucleotides. RefSeq names its product aminopeptidase. NCBI's taxonomy places the organism in Eukaryota, Apicomplexa, Conoidasida, Eucoccidiorida, Cryptosporidiidae. The coding region runs from base 1 to 975 and encodes 324 amino acids. The transcript has a single exon. The record is from RefSeq and is a predicted model, not a curated record.